Messenger RNA from Cyprinus carpio (common carp), 977 nucleotides. RefSeq names its product acidic mammalian chitinase-like. Gene Ontology annotation, biological process: chitin catabolic process; carbohydrate metabolic process. The record is from RefSeq and is a predicted model, not a curated record. Gene Ontology annotation, cellular component: extracellular region. Gene Ontology annotation, molecular function: chitinase activity; chitin binding. Lineage: Eukaryota; Metazoa; Chordata; Actinopteri; Cypriniformes; Cyprinidae.
UUGAUGCUGGUUAUGAAAUUGCAGAAAUUGCCAAGUAUUUCUUCUGAAGAAUUUUUAAAUGAAUGAAUAUGAAUCAAAUGAAUAUGUAGGCCAAGACCCACACCUUGGCUCUGGAUACACAGGAGACAACAUCUACUAUAAUACUGAUUUUGCAAUGAGAUACUGGAGAGAUCAGGGCGCUCCUUUGGAGAAGCUGAGGAUGGGCUUUGCAACAUAUGGAAGAACAUUUCGCCUGUCUGCACUGUCUGGAGCCAGUGGAGCUGCAGCUCCAGCCAAUGGUUCUGGAUCAGCUGGAAAAUACACCAGAGAGGCCGGAUUCUGGUCCUAUUAUGAGGUCUGUACUUUUCUUCAAGGAACCUCUGUGAAAUGGAUUGAUGAUCAGAAAGUUCCUUAUGCAACAAAAGGGCUUGAAUGGGUGGGAUUUGACAACAAGGAAAGCUUUGAGACUAAGGUGAACUACCUAAAAGAGAACAGGUUUGGAGGAGCUUUCGUCUGGGCUCUGGAUCUUGAUGACUUUACAGGACAGUUCUGUGCGCAGGGCAAAGACCCUCUCAUUAAACAUCUCAGCACACUUCUUAAUAUAGAUUUCUCACCGGUCUCUCCAAAUCCAACACAUGAGCCUAAAGAGACCACAGCAUCCAAUGCUGUUUCCUCAGAGUUCUGUGUGGGCAAACUGGACGGGUUAUACGUAAACCCAGAGGACCCUACGACCUUCAUUCAGUGCUCUAAUGGUGGGACCUAUGUGAUGAAUUGCCCUGAUGGGACUGUCUACAAUCCUGGCUGCUUGUGCUGUGACUGGCCUAAGAAUUAAUCAGCGUUCAAUUUUGCCAGUAUUUUUUUUUUUUUUUUUUUUUUUUUUUACUGUUUGAGGCAAGCAGUGGCGAAAACAUUUUUCACUUUACUUUUAAGUAUUGUGUUCAUUUCUUCAAAUUUAACAGACACCCAAUGAUUUAAUACUUUGUCUGAAUAAAACUAAU